AUUGGUUUACACAUAAACUGUAAGACGCAUUCUGCGUGUUCUGCCUCAAGUUUUAAUUCCCACUUUGAGUUUAAAUGUGCACAAAAGCAGCAUUUGUUAUUAUUAUUAUUAUUGAUUAUUGUCAAUAGUUUUAUAUGUGGAAACAUUUUAUGUUGAGCAGAGAAACCAGUAAGGGCUGUUUUCAUGCAUGGAGGCCACUCCCUUUCUGUUACUUUGAGGAGAACCUGCAGAGUGGCAGCACAAUAACGCUGAACGUUUUCUGUAAAGUCUUGUGGAACAGAUCUUUAAUGUGUGAAAACCUUGGAAAACACCUGAAAACCACCUCCAGCGAUCGUUGUGUGCCUUCCUCUCUGCCCACAGCCCUGCUUCCUUUACUGACGUCAACAACCACUGAUGAUGAGCAUCCAGAUGACAAAGAGUAUUAGGAAAUUUCUGCUUUUGUUUCCGCCUGCGUUGUGCGUCAUGUAUCUCACACUGCCAUCUGUGCGAUUUUUGAUAGGACUCCUGCCGAUGGACAAGUGUUCUUUGGAAAGCGUCAAGCUGCUGAAACCUGGUAACGCUGCUGACACAGAACUCGACCUUUGGUCUCGAAGUGACGUGCAGACAUGCACCUCCUGGAACGCUCCCAUCAUCUGGGAAGGAAUGUUUAACCCCGGCCAUUACGACCAGACACACCGAAGCGAAGGCUCUUCUGUCGCUUUAACUGUGUUUGCAGUUGGCAGGUACCUGGAUGCCUACCUGGAGGCUUUCCUGAACUCAUCAGAGCGUCACUUCAUGUUGAGUUUGCCCGUGUCGUAUUACGUGUUCACAGACAGACCGGAGAAAGUGCCGAACAUCAACCUCGCCCCCAAUCGUCACCUGAACGUAAUCAAAGUGGAGAGACACGCGCGGUGGCAGGACAUCUCCAUGACGAGGAUGAAGACGAUCUCGGACGUCAUAGAGUCGGAUAUCCGCCACCACUCCACGCACGUCUUCUGCUUCGACGUCGACCAGGUGUUCACCGGGAGGUUUGGCCCCGAGGCGCUGGGAGACACCGUGGCUCUGCUUCACGCCCACUACUACCACCUCCCGCGGAAGCUGUUCACCUACGAUCGCAACCCCAAAUCCGAGGCGUUCAUGAGGACUGGGGAUUUUUACUACCACGCCGCUGUCUUCGGAGGCUCGUGGAGGAGCGUGAAGGCGCUGACAGAGGCCUGCUACAAGAGCAUCAUGGAGGACAAGAAGAACAACGUGGAGGCCCUGUGGCACGACGAGAGUCAUUUGAACAAGUACUUUUGGCUUCACAAGCCAAGCAGGAUUCUUUCCCCGGAGUACUGCUGGGACACCAGCAUCGGCUACAGGUUUGACAUACGUGUGCACCGGCUGCUUUGGGCACCCAAGGAUUAUUACAAGCUGAGGACGUCAUAGAUUAAUGCGUCUCAAGCUCCUAAGCCACAAACAGAGCCGGGCAUUAGCUGUGAUAUACAGGUGACUCUUACUAAAUGAAUACAAAACACCAUCAAGAACUUUAAUUGUUCUUUAACAGUAAUUCUGUUCAGUUCAAUCUUCUGUAUUGUGUAGAUUCAUUAAACACAGAGUGGUAGAUUUCAGGUGUUUAUUUGAUGAUCACAGUCAAGGAAACCCCAAAUUUAAAUUCCUCAGAAAUUCUGAUUAUCAAUUAAGACUAAUAAAAAUGUAUUUCUAAUACAGGAUUGUUAGCCUACCGGGAGGUGUGUCCAUGUACAGUAUGUGCACUUGGUUGGGGGCUCCUUGUGCACAAAUUACUGCCAGGGGAAAUUAUUCCCCUGGCUUUUUCCAGAGGUGUCAAAAGUAUUCACAUUUAUCACUCAAGUGGAAGUAUAGAUAGUAAAGUUUAAAAAUACUUCUGAAGAAGUAGAAGUAUCAACUGCAACCUUUUAUUCAAGUACAAGUAUAAAAAUACUAGUUUCAAAACUACUUACAGUACAGUAAAAGUAAUUUAAAUUAAAAAAUGCCAGUAAGGACAAAACCUUAGACCUCCAGCACCACAGGGACCAUUAUUACUCUGAUCGUAUAGUAUAAUGUUAAUAUUGAAAGAAAUUGGGAUUUGUUGUUUCACCCACAUAUAUGUCCAUUGAAAACAAAACAAUUAGUACAAUGAAAAUAUAUUAAAGGUCCAUAUAUGUGCAAUACUGAGCUUCAAGAUGGGUUUCAUGGAGCAGAAAGUCUGAUGUCUGGUUGCCUAUAAGUAUAGGUGCAAAAAGUCAAACUAGAGACAUUUUAUCAAUA
Messenger RNA from Fundulus heteroclitus (mummichog), 2247 nucleotides. RefSeq names its product alpha-1,3-galactosyltransferase 2. Gene Ontology annotation, cellular component: membrane; vesicle; Golgi apparatus. Gene Ontology annotation, biological process: carbohydrate metabolic process. The transcript is spliced from 6 exons. Gene Ontology annotation, molecular function: hexosyltransferase activity. Lineage: Eukaryota; Metazoa; Chordata; Actinopteri; Cyprinodontiformes; Fundulidae. The record is from RefSeq and is a predicted model, not a curated record. The coding region runs from base 394 to 1407 and encodes 337 amino acids.